CCGCCACAGCGCAUGAUCCCUCACAUCCUAACCUCCUCCUUUUCAUCUCCUCCUCCCCCAAAUAUUAAUCUUCGCCGUCGUCGCCCCCCACCUAAGGCAAAAGAAAAAAAAAGGAAACAAUACCAAGAAAAGCGAAAGGGCCGAGCAUCACUUUGUCCUCGUCCUCUCCUCCCCCUUCUCGCCCUCGCCCGCGAGAUGGACGUCAUAAAUGGCUGGAGGGCCCCCAGAGAGAGGGGUAGGUGAGGGGACGGGGAAUGCGGUACGAUGGCCAUCCAUGAGGAGUCGGAGGAGCUUCGGCAGCCGCCUCCGCCACCGCUGUUCCCAGGCGUCGAAGACGACGUCGGCAUCGGCGUCCCCGCCAACCGCCGCCGCAGCUUCUCCUACCACCGCCUCCCCGAGCAGCUCAUCAAGCUCACUAUCAUCAAAUUGGACGCCACCUCCUUCGAUGUCCAGAUUUCGCGGACGGCCGCCGUGUGGCAGCUGAAGAUGGCGAUCGAGAAUAUAUUCAACAACUCUGCCAAGGAUGGAGGAUGCAAUAUUUCUUGGUCGCUUGUGUGGGGUCAUUUUUGCUUAUCCUACGAAGGCUUUAAAUUAACCGAUGAUCACACAACUCUUCGAAGCUUUGGAAUCAAAGAUGGCGAUGAGCUCCAUUUUAUGAGACAUGUUUCACUGAACUACAGUGAAAGCAAUUGGAGACCCCACAGGAGGUCGGUGACAGCACCAGAGAUCCUUGAAGUAAUUGAGGAGAAUGACAAGGAUAAGAAUGGUGAUUAUAUGGAUGCCAGUCCAUCCAUAGAUGAGCAUGGAGAUAACUAUGAUGAAGGUGAAAGCCUUGUAAGACACAAGGAAUCCAAAUUGGGUCAUUUCUUCCGUGGGUGGUUGUCCAACUCCAGGAGUUCACGGAGAUCAAAAUCAGAUGACCUGUCUCUUCAUUCAAAAACUGUCAGCAAUCACCAAAGAGUGGGAUCAAAGGUGAGACAGUAUCAAUCCAAUAGAAACUCCAUAGUGGAAGCGAAGUGCUUUUGGGUUCCUUAGUGAGUAAACGAGAAUGCCUGCAGCCCAGAAUUGCUACAUUUUGUGUCAAGGACUCACUUUACAUUUUGCCCACCCAGAUAAGAUUCAUUCUCUCUAUAUGCCUUAUAAACACCCCGAUCUUGCAUUCUUGGGUUAAUUUGGUGAACUCAGAGUUGGUUAUAGUGUAAAUGAUUUCGGCUGAUCAUUUUUUUUUAUUUCUUUCUUUCUUUUUUCUUUGUUUUUUAAACUUAAAUACUUCAUGUGAUGUAUAACAUAUUUAGAACCUCUCAAUUAGCAUGGAGAAAUAAUUUAUGUUCCGAC
Molecule: messenger RNA, 1335 nt
Organism: Phoenix dactylifera (date palm)
Lineage: Eukaryota; Viridiplantae; Streptophyta; Magnoliopsida; Arecales; Arecaceae
Biological process (GO): mRNA splicing, via spliceosome
Molecular function (GO): protein binding
Source: RefSeq, a predicted model, not a curated record